AUGACAAUGCAAAGAAUGAACAUGCCAACUGCAACAUCUACGUCGACGAAAUACAAAGCGACGACGGAUCAAACAUAUUACGCAGUUUUAAAACCCUAUAGACUGUCGUUCUCGUUAUCUUGUUUCUUAUUGUUUCAACAGAACAUUAAACAUCGACGAGCGAGGCAUGGAGCAAGCUGGAAUCUCGAUAAUACAGACUGGCGGAAUCACCGAGACCACGGUGGGAAAAUCGAAAAGCGUUGGCAUCUCGUUCAGUUCGAGCUCCGGCCUACAGGCUGCCAAGGAGAAGCUGAAGAUGUCAUAAAGGUGCGUACUGGUUCUCCCCCUCCGGUGAAAGAAAAGAAAGUACACGGCGACGCGGCGUGCAUUUCAGGAAAUCAGGUGACCAGAGAUCUCGCCGAUCGGUCGGAAAGUGCAUCACGUGACAGUCUAGUGACAGGAGCUCGUACACGUCAAAAUUUGAAUACCUCUGCGGUGAACAAUAACCCGGAAGAUGGCUCCAUUCGAGCGGUCACGCGUCACAGCGGCAUGGCGCGAGAUAAUUGGCAGCCUAUUGUUUCAAGAUCAACUUCAAACCAAUGGUUAGAAACUCGAGAUUUUAUUGUGAGAAAAUAUCUAAAUCUGGUUCUUUCUCACGGUGACAAGAAAGAUCACGUCCACGGUGAGCAGGAUUUCGUUUGCUCGCAAGUUAGGUCAGAAAAACGUUGCCAGAUUGUAUUAAAUUUAAUCCAAUUUAAUCCAAUUUUAAAUCUGAGAGCUGAUAAUUGUUACAGGCAAGCAAAUUUUGUACAAGAUACUACGCAAAGUUGA
Heterotrigona itama is the source of this 810-nucleotide messenger RNA. The record is from the annotation of a GenBank genome assembly. Lineage: Eukaryota; Metazoa; Arthropoda; Insecta; Hymenoptera; Apidae.